CGUACAAAAAUGUUCGCGUUCGGAUUGUGCAGUCUUCUUCCCAUAAUUAUAGUUUUGCCAAGCCUAUUAGAAGGAGCUCGCAUACUGGCAAUAUUUCCCUUUCCAGGUCCUUCGCAGUAUAUUAAUGUGCUACCAUAUUUAAAAACACUUUCCUCGCGAGGUCAUGAAAUUACUUCAGUAAGUGCAUUUCCACAAAAGAAACCUCUGAACAACUUUCGUGAUAUUGCCGUUCCGGAAGUAUUUAAGUCAUACGACGAAAUAAAUAGUAAGAUUGGUGGAGCUACAAAUUCGUGGAAAAUAAAUGAUUUACGAAACGAGUUCUUUGUCAGUGUUACAAAGGCAGUGUUACACAAUGCUGACGUUCAACUUGAGUUGCUAAGCCCCGUUAAAGAUCACUAUGAUUUGAUCAUUGUCGAAGUUUUUCGCCAGGAUGCACUUUAUGGAUUUGCUGCACAUUUCAAUGCGCCCAUCAUUGGAAUUUCUACAUUUGGUUCCGACUGGAAUAUUGAUGAGCUAGUAGGCAAUACUGCUCCACUCUCUUAUAUACCAUUGGUGACAACUGCACUAAGUGAUUAUAUGACCUACUGGGAGCGAGUUCAUAAUUUUGUUGAGACAACUGUAGCUUGGCUCAAUUGGAAACUGAAAUAUCAUCCACUUCACGUCAAGCUGUAUGAGCAAUUCUUUCCUCAUGUCGCCAACAAAGUUCCAUUGGUUGAGCUAUCCAAGAACUUUUCAUUAAUUUUAGUUAAUCAGCACUUUUCGCUCAGUUUCCCUCGUCCUUAUGUGCCAAAUAUGAUCGAGGUGGGAGGACUACAUAUAUCUCACAAACCUGCCCCAUUGCCGAAAGAUAUUGAAGACUUUAUCGAGGGAGCUGGAUCGGCUGGUGUCAUCUACUUCUCAUUGGGUUCAAAUAUCAAUAGCAAUGAUUUACCUGAAGAGCGAACUCAGAUGCUACUCAGAACUUUUGCAAGUCUUCCACAGCGUGUUCUGUGGAAAUUUGAAAAUGAUCAGUUGCCUGAAAAACCGUCUAAUGUUUUUCUUAGCAAGUGGUUUCCACAGCCCGACAUUCUAGCGCAUCCUAAUGUGAAACUUUUCAUUACUCAUGGAGGCUUGCUGAGUACGAUUGAGAGUAUUCACCAUGACAAGCCUGUGCUCGGAUUACCAUUUCAUUACGAUCAGUUUCUUAACGUGGAACGUGCUAAACGAGCUGGUUUUGGACUCGGUCUCGAUCACAAAGAGAUGACAUCCGAGGAACUGAAAAUUGCGAUUCGUCGACUACUGACUGAGUCCAGUUUUGCGAAGACAGCUCAACAAUUAUCUGGUCGCUAUAAAGAUCAGCCAAUGAGUCCGCAAGAAACAGCUAUUUGGUGGACUGAAUAUGUUCUGCGACAUAAGGGAGCACAUCACAUGCGGGUUGCGGCACAGGAUCUUAGUUUUGUGGAAUAUCAUAAUUUGGAUGUGAUUGGAAUGUUCGUCGGUAUUUUUAUUAUAAUUGUUUGCGCAUUUGUUGUGAUUGUACGCAAGUUUUUGGGCAUUGGCAAUAGUCCAAAAGUAUUCAGUAAAAUAAAAUUAAAAAGUAAAUAAUGCUGAAAUUUAUUAUAGGAAUUUAUGCUUUCAAUAAAAUCAUUAAGACUUACAGUAAUAAAUCGUUUACUUUAUUCGAGUCGCAAUUAUUAUAUAAUCCCUGUACACAUGGUAGAAAGUAUUGAUCGUUGGUUGUCUGUCUGGCAUUGAUUGUACAUAUUUAUCACUCAUUUGUAUGCAGCUCAUUAUGGUAUGGAUAACACAAGAAUAUACGAAAAAUAUGCAUUAACCGCUGUCCAAUCAGUUGCAUACGUUUCGUAUGCAUAAUAUUAAAUUGCAGUACCAUUUCCGUUGUAUUCGAACGGUUUUAUUUGGCCGCAUCAUCAAAUGCUUAAUCAAAAAUUCAUGAGUUGAAUAUGCUAUUUGUUGAAGUUGAUGUUGUUGGUUGCUGGUU
Molecule: messenger RNA, 1978 nt
Organism: Drosophila albomicans
Lineage: Eukaryota; Metazoa; Arthropoda; Insecta; Diptera; Drosophilidae
Product: UDP-glucosyltransferase 2-like
Exons: 2
Coding region: 10-1584 (524 amino acids)
Molecular function (GO): UDP-glycosyltransferase activity
Source: RefSeq, a predicted model, not a curated record